GUACUCUAAAUUACUCCAAAAUGGACAGUCAAGACACUAAAUCAAUGAGCAACGAUACGCGAUGCGUAUUUUUUAAUACACAAUCAGACGACUAUCGAUGCCAGUCUGGUACUUUCUCCACCUCUGACUGCGAUGGCCGUGUGGUAGGUGCUGAUUUUAACGGUAAAACGAGCCACAGGAACCUUCUCCUUAGUAGGAUGCCUUUUUAUGCUGUUUGUGAUCUGGCUGCUUCGCAGGUAUCACUCUUUGGCUCAGAAAAUGAUUCUCAGCCUGACAGUAGCAGCCUUCUUCAACAGCACAGCAUAUGUCAUGGGUGAGUCACAUCCAGGAGGAUCGCUUUGUGACUUCCAGGCCUGGUGGCUAACGUACUUUGACUGGUGUGCCUUGGCCUGGGUUUGCCUCAUUACACUGAACCUGUACCUCAACCUGGUGAGAGAAGUGAGCACCAACAGAUACCAAAUGUUUUACCAUCUGAUAGCAUGGGGGGUUCCUCUGGUCAUGGCGUCUUUUCCACUGCUGAAAGGUUACUACGGCCCUGCAGGAGCCUGGUGCUGGAUCAUAGACGAUCACGUAGCCUGGAGAUUUGGGAUAUGGUACGUGCCCCUGUUCAGCCUCAUCUUCCUGAUGAUCCUCUGCUACGCCAGGAUCAUCUGUGUGGCCAAUAAGAGGAUGCAGUCAUGGUUGGGAACCUUCAACCCAGAAAGAGAGCGACGAAAGGUCUCCCUGGCAGAGGAGAUCAAGCCGUUGAAGUGGUAUCCCUCCGUCUACCUCCUGGUGUCUAUCUUCCCCCUCAUCAACAGGCUCCACAAUGCCUUCUACCCGAAGGAUCCCUCCUUCACUCUCACCCUGUUGCACGUCCUUUCAGCACCACUCCACGGCUUGGCUAAUGCCUUUGUCUUUGGUCUGGAUAGAGAAUGGUGGAGCCUACUGAGCCCUACUGGCAUGCAGCUGGCUCUGCAGUCGCGGCUGUGUGACAGGACUCGGAUUGGAGAGUACCACCCCGGGGCGGUGCGCUACACGCAGGCUGACCUGGUCGACCUCAGCGAUGACGACGACGAUGACACCAACGUGCUCUUCUACUCCCCUGACAUGACCCUGAAAGACAGAGGGCCCUGAGAGGGAGAGAAAGAUAGAGAGAAAAGGAGCACAGAGGAGGGUCAGAGCUGCAGAGAGAGAGACACAGUGGAUUAGAAACUGAGAAGGAAGAAGAAGAGAGGUAGGGAGGGAAGAGGAGGGAAGAUUGGGGGGACAGUCAGGCAGAUAGAAGCCGGAGAUGAGCUGUCAGGUUCCAUUAUUAAUCCCCAUCCUUUACUAUUUAAUAUCCUAAAGACACACACACAUACUGAGCAGGGUAGUGCUCACUGCAAUACUACCAUCACAGAGGAGCAGCUCUAAAGAUCCUCCUAAUGUUAAAGGCGUCUGCAGCAUCCGAGAAGUCUUAAAAAGAUUUCCCUCUCUGCAUCGCCUUCUUUACUCCUGCAUUCUGCAGCAUUUCAGCUUAUAGCAAAACAAAGAGAAGAAAGAGUGCUGAAAGGCUGUCACAACGAGGUGUUAGUUUAGCAUUCGCGGCAAUUACCUUUUCAUUUCUCUGAGGGAGGAUAACAUGGAAAGAAAGCCCUUUUAAAAGGCUUCCUUUGCAUAUGACGUAAAAGGGUACUGAAUCAUUAUCUUGGCAUAUAAGGGUGGAGAUAUACUUGCUUUUUAACCUUGCAUACUUAAUCGGGCUUUGAGACUAGGGAUGUUCCAUAAGGAAAAAGUGGCGAAAUGUGCUUUAGAUGGACAGAAAUCUUUAUGGAGACGAUACCAGGACAAAAAGGGUUGAUGUAAAACCUAUAGCUUAAAAAUUACAAAGUGAACACAGUGCUUAUGAAAACAGCAGAUCUUCUUAUUCUUAUGGGUUGUUUAAUUUUAUCGAAAAUACCCAAAAUAUAUGUCACACAUAAACAAUUUAAAUCAAAAUGAAAGCUACCAAAUUACACAGUUACAAUCAAGAAGAAAUCCUAAAAUAGCCAAUAGCAAGCAUUCCCCAACCGUAUGGAUAUGUCAUAGUGAGGGGCAGAGGUAAAAUCCAGAACAGAAGUUGCCUCAUGUAUAGGCUUCAGUCCAUUUUUUUCGGUAACUCUCAAGGGCACAAAGGUUUAAACUGUCCCCUUGUGUCAUGAUUUCCAUUUCCUUUAGCAAAGUCCAUACUGGAGUUCACCAGCUAUAGCAUGGUAGUUGAGCUCUCAGCCUGAAGGGAUUGCAGUGAGAUAGACUCCCAUGUUCUUUCUGAGGAGUGUCUCCAGUCAAACCAGCUCACAACAGUAAUGGUAACACUUGCAGUGUGCCUUCCACUUUCUUUAAAUGCAUGAUUAUGACCUAACGGGAGAGAAAAGCGGUUAAAAAGUGGGGCAAACGUUAUGUAUUCCAGCUGUUUGCAAUAUACAAUGAAUAGGGUGAAUUUCAGUCAUGUUAGCUCUCACAUGCAGCAUGUAACAGGUGCAAGCACUUUUGGUAAAAAUAUUGGUUGUCUUAGCACUUCAUGCAGGUGCAUGGAUCACAUCAGUAUAAAGGCUGAAGCUAGCUUUCUAAAUGAAAUAUAGAAGUAUGAAAAUGGUAGCUUAUACACCAGAUUUACUGUAACUGAUAUCGAAUUGCACCAUUUUUAAAAAAUCAGUAACUUGACUUUUAAUUGCCUACCUGAGAGUGAUGCCAUAGUAAAGUCUGUGUGUUGGUAAUACUUGAUAUUCAUUAUCCAAAAAGUUUACUUCUUCCUGCAGAUAGGUCGGAUCAAGGUUUGGUCAUGUUCUCAUUACAAAUUAAAGGCAGCCGAGUCCAAAUAAAAGUGGAACAAGACCCACCUUUUUAAGCUGUGUUGUUCUGGUUGUUUGGUCAGCACCAGAGUUCGGUUGACAGCUUUCACAUCAGCGCAAACUAAAGAGACAGGAGUUUAUUUAAAUUGAACCAAACAGGUUAAGGCUCAUUUAUGGUUCAAAUCCAUGCAUUUGAAAUGAGAUGGCUGUCACUGCCUACUUGCAUGUGUCUGUCACAAAGGGGUGGAAGAAAUAAAUCCACUCAAGGUCUAUUGUAGGGGUCUGUUUCUCUGUCCUGCUGAGCUAACAUUAUAUGUUUGUUUGUAUUUAAGAACAACUCACACUACAUUUGGUGAUAUUUCCUCAGAAAGUUUGAGUAGGUUCUGUUUUCAAAUAAUUCUUCUUCAUUGUGUUUUGCUGCUAUACCUUGAAAUGUUGCUACCUUGCACAACACUGCCCCUAUGAUUGGUGGUGGUUGUUCAAUGGUUGAUCUGUAUCCAUAGGUUUUUUAGAGAACAUGAAGAAAUGCAGAUGGGGGAUCACAAAAAAGCUUCAUCUGUAUCCAUAUACAUUUCAAAUGCAGAGCAUAAAUGAGACUUUAGGUAUGAUAGCAACAUUAGAUUCAGUUUCUAAUGGCUAAAAAUGUUUUUCUGGAGAAUGUUGUUCAGAGAUGAGAUGUGUGAGAUGUAAACUAAAGACAUGGUGCCACUCAAUGAGGUAACUAUUAUGUUAAUUCUGAUUUCAGAUUUGACUGAAUUUUUGGGAACAUGUACAACCAAAGCACCAAACGGAUGCAAAGGACGUGCAGCGGUCAUCAUGCACGUGCAAGAUGCCAUUAAUAGCAAGUAUAUCUUCACCUUAAAAGCCCUUAAAGAAUUCCCUCUCUGCAGCUCCUGUGAUUCACAUCAUUUUGCCAUAUCACAAAAAAUAAACACGAAAACAAAAUAGAAUGAGUGCAUCAUUCAAAGAGGCCUUUUUAAAAAGCGGUCUUUGCAUGUGACUGAAAAACAUAUAUUCUGAGAUUGGGCUGGGUUCUGAAUAAUUUUCUUGCAAUGUAAGGGGGAAAGUGGGAUACAGGAAAGACAGAGGAGAAGACAUGGAAGGAUAGGAUAUGCCCCAGAGCACGACUGUUGAGUGCAGCGCAGUCAUUCUCUCCUUCCUCAGGCAGUAUUUAUUUUUCUCUUUACUCUCUUUACAUAUGGUAUUGUUGAAAACCUUCGCACAAGUAUUCUUUUGAAAGGUUGUUUUUGUAUUUUUUUUAUGAAAUCUUACAUUUGUUUGUUAUACUGUAUUUAUAGCAGAUCAAUGUACUCUAUAUAUUUAAGUGUACACUCUAUUUUUGUACGUGCCUUGAACUGAAUGAUGAAGAAAAUUGCUUCUCUUGGUCCGAAACCUUCUGGUCGAGCAGAGCCUGACUCAAUACAUUCAGCCUUUACAUUCAACCAAAAGAACAUGUUACUAGUCAAAUACACUCCCACACAUGCACACAUAUGCAAACACACAUUAUUUUUCUUGUCAAAACAGGUCGGGAGUAGAUGACACAUGCGGUACCCACAUAGCAACAGCCUUCAGUGUUCAUCAUCUCACGGCCCUCUUGUUUGGCACUAAGGGAACCAAGCUGAGGUGUGAUUGGCAGAAUAAUACAAACACUUUAUAUUCAACCUCAGUUCAUUUGAUUUUGCACAUAUCUGGGUGGUUUUUAUCACUGACAGUGCGUGCUGCCGCCUGUCAUCUCCCUCUCUGACAAGAAGAAGUGAUGAUUUGACACUUGACCCUUUUUUACCCUUCAGGUGUUAAACUUUUCAGCCGGGGCGUCAAUGGCACCCGAGUGCAACUUUAGUUAGCACUUCACAAGAUCCCAAACACUCCAUCACACAGACUUGCAGUGUGCCCAUACUCCUCUUUGGCACUGCUGCUGCUUUUACUUGACUGUACACUCCAUCAAAUAAAUGA
This is a messenger RNA of Cheilinus undulatus (humphead wrasse), 4745 nucleotides long. Its product is annotated as cyclic AMP receptor-like protein A. The transcript has 14 exons. Gene Ontology annotation, molecular function: G protein-coupled receptor activity; cAMP binding. Gene Ontology annotation, cellular component: plasma membrane. NCBI's taxonomy places the organism in Eukaryota, Metazoa, Chordata, Actinopteri, Labriformes, Labridae. Bases 208 to 1116 code for a protein of 302 amino acids. Gene Ontology annotation, biological process: cell surface receptor signaling pathway; adenylate cyclase-activating G protein-coupled receptor signaling pathway. The record is from RefSeq and is a predicted model, not a curated record.